This is a messenger RNA of Camellia sinensis, 2282 nucleotides long. NCBI's taxonomy places the organism in Eukaryota, Viridiplantae, Streptophyta, Magnoliopsida, Ericales, Theaceae. The record is from RefSeq and is a predicted model, not a curated record.
CUAUAGAGAGCCUAAUUGCUCUUGACUUGCGCAAUAGUAGGUUGAACAAGUUUGGAAGGGGACCAAGUUGCUGGGAUUAUUGAAAUUCCUCAAUCUCAGUCAUUCCUAUGGCCUCACCAAUACCCCUAACUUCAACGGACUCCCUAAUCUUGAGAAUUUGAUCCUUAAGGAUUGUAUAAACUUGGUAGAGGUUCAUGAAUCAAUAGGGAAAUUAGGGAGGCUUGUUUUCUUGAAUCUAAAAGGUUGCAAAAAUCUUGAGAAGCUUCCGAGCAAAAUUGGUCAUCUUACAUCCCUUGAAAAACUCAUUCUCUCUGGUUGCUCAAAGCUUGAUCAGUUGCCUGAGUUGGGAAAGAUGAAAUAUUUAACAGUGCUCCACGCAGAUGGAACUGCCAUAAAUAGAAUAGCGACUACCACUAGUGAGGAUAAAUCAUGGAGUUCGCUCUUCUGGUCUUGGGUAUUGAAACCAAGAAAAAGUACAGAAUCCAUCUAUUUUCCAUUAGCUUCUUUACCAGGCUCAUUAGUAAGCUUAAGCCUUUCAAAUUGCAAUCUGUCAAAUGAUGAUCUUAUGAAAAGUCUUGGUAGCUUAUCUGUGUUGCAAGAUUUGAAUCUUAGUGAGAAUCCAAUUUCUAGCCUACCGGAGAGCAUCAAAGGUCUUAAUGUGCUCCAAUCACUUAGGUUAUCUCGUUGCACUAGACUCCAAUCACUGCCAGAACUUCCAAUGAGUUUAGAAAUGUUGAAUAUAGAUGGGUGUAGCUCACUGGGAAUGGUAACAAAUCUUCCUAACUUGUUGAGAUCUCUGAUUUUGGACUCAAGUGAUUGCGAAAAACUAGUUGAGGUUCAGGGGAUGUUCAAGUUAGAGCCUAUUGGAAAUGCUGGUGCAGAAGUGAUUAACAAAUUGGGCCUAGUUGAUUUGGAAUCCAUGGGAAGCCUUGAGGUGGAAUUGCUGAACAACAUGACAUCCACAAGAAAGAAGGGUCCACUUCAGGGACUGUAUGAAUGUGGUAUAUAUAGCAUAUUUGUUCCUGGGAAUGAGGUGCCAGGCUGGUGUAGCAAUAAGGGAAAGGGGUCCUCGAUAUCAUUUAAUGUGCCUUUAGUCCUUAAUCUCAAGAUUGUAGCCUUGAACAUAUAUAUUGUCUAUGCAUUUGCCAAUGAUAUAAGCCUUGCAAGCCAUCAAUUUGAUUAUAUUAAAAUCAACAAUAAGACCAAAGGUCUGAAGUGGACCUACAGCCCAAUGUUCAGAGGCAUUCCCGAUGACAACAGUAUGAUAUGGUUUAGCCAUUGGGAAAUUGGGCAUCUUUUGAUGGAAGGUGGCGAUAAAAUGAAUCUCUCUGCGAGUUUUGAUGAGCUUUAUCAGGUAAAGGAAGUUGGAGUCCAGAUUGUGUAUGAUGAGUGUGAAGAGAAAGGUAUUCAACACCACAAUGCCCAUCCUUCUCUUCACAAUGUCAUGAAUGUUGGAGAUUUAUCCGAAUAUCAUGUAAGAACAGGCUCGUACUUUCUAUGCCAUCAUGGUUAUGAUAGCCAUCAGGACUACCACCAAGACGGUUCGUCGUCUAAGACAGACAAGAUUUUAUUUGGGGACUCUGAAGAAACAACAGGGUUUACAGAUGAAGAAUGAAGAAAAGAAGAUAGAAAGGAAGGAUAAUAGCAAAAGGGUGACUUGCUGCUGGCAAUGGCUGGGACGAGAACAUUAAUAUUAAUGACUAAAGAAGCUUUAUCUGAGCAUGAGCAGGCCAUGGAAGGACUGCCCGGUUCUGAAAUCAAUGGUCAGUCCCAGGCAGUGAAGGCAUCAACCAUUGGUCAACUCUUGCUGAAGGAACUAGCAAAAUCAAUUUUGAUGGGACUUUCGGCCAUUCUAAGAAUGCUGUUGCAUUUGGAAAAGAAGGGAGAAUUAUCCUUCUGCCAAACUGGGUGCCCUGAAGGAGCUGAUGCAGGUUUGUGCUUCAGAUUUGCCGUCUUUGGAUUUGUUCUACGAUCAUUCAUGGAGUCAGUGUAACCUGCUCAAUUGACACCAUAUUUUGCCGUAAAUUUUGAGAGUCCAACCAAAAUAAGAGUUGACAUGUAUGAAAUUACAAGUGGUAAAUCAAUAACAAAUAAUAUAUAGUAUUCUUUUCACAUGAUUUGAGUCCCAAUAAUUCCUUUUUAGUUUCCAUUGUCCUUAUUUUUUUUUUCUUCUGUAUACAAUUCAGCCAAAUCUGCACCGAAUCCUACUAUUUUCUAUCUUGUAUUGGUAAAUUUAGAAACAUUUUUGCGGUUUGUUCAGGCAGUCUAAGGCAGCCAAAUUC